Messenger RNA from Centruroides sculpturatus (bark scorpion), 793 nucleotides. Its product is annotated as cytochrome P450 4V2-like. The transcript has 6 exons. Gene Ontology annotation, molecular function: heme binding; monooxygenase activity; oxidoreductase activity, acting on paired donors, with incorporation or reduction of molecular oxygen. The annotation marks the transcript as partial. NCBI's taxonomy places the organism in Eukaryota, Metazoa, Arthropoda, Arachnida, Scorpiones, Buthidae. The record is from RefSeq and is a predicted model, not a curated record.
AAAACUGCAGAUUAAGAAAAAUACAGGUAUUCAUCAUGUGUCUGUUGAGUUCGUUCCAAGUUCUGUUAAGUUUAGUUAUUAUUACUCUUUUUGUGAUAUAUUCACUACGAAAGAAAUGGAGAAACAGAAGGAAACAACAGGAAAAUGAUUCGACUUCGAACAAAUAUAAAGAGAAUUCGUCUGUAUCUGGAGAUAUGAAUCUUUCUGAAAAUAAAGACAAUGGUCAGGAGCCGAAAAUGAAUCUUUCGUCUAUGUCCUUUUUACCAUUCAUCUGGAACAUUGUAUUUUGUCAACGUAACAAGCAAUACCACAAUUUACACAUUAACAUAUUAGUUUCAAAUACACUUAGUGGACUCUCUCUGGUAUUUCCAAACGAUAAAGUAGUCUGUAUGAACAUAUUUGAAUAUAAAUUAAUUCAUUUCUUACAUCCAGAAUCUUCAAAGGAAGUGUUAAGAAGCAACGGUUUAAUCAACAAGGAUUCUUUUUAUUAUUUCUUUAAGCCAACUCUCGGACUAAAUAGUAUUCUAUACAGUCCUGACGAUAAUUGGAGAAGAAGAAGAAAAUAUUUAGCUCCACAUUUUCAUCUUCGAAAUGUGAAAGAUGAUCAAAAUGUAUUUAUGGAGCACUCAAACGUCUUAGUGGAAAAACUCAAACAAUUGCAGGAAAAUGAAAUAUUCGAUGUCCUGAAAUGGAUGAAAAAUUGCACUCUCGAUAUUAUUGCAGAUAUAGCAGUAGGAGUUUCUCUGCAUUCUCAGACUAACGACAAUCAAGAAUAUGUUUCCGCAAUGCACAG